Messenger RNA from Formica exsecta, 5140 nucleotides. RefSeq lists its product as uncharacterized. The coding region runs from base 458 to 1450 and encodes 330 amino acids. The record is from RefSeq and is a predicted model, not a curated record. NCBI's taxonomy places the organism in Eukaryota, Metazoa, Arthropoda, Insecta, Hymenoptera, Formicidae. The transcript is spliced from 2 exons.
AAUUUGAAUGAUUUCAGCAUGAUUCUUUUAACGACUUGUAUGCGCCGCAAAUAUUUUAAAGAAACAAUAUUGAGAAAAGAAAGAAAAAAAGAGAGAGGAAAAGAAAGAGAGAGAGAACUUAAAACAUAUUCUCUUAUAUUCGACAGUUUGAAUAUGGUAAAGUUUACAAAUAAAAGAUUGACGAGAUCGCGAUACAAUCGGCUUUUCAAAUGAAGCUUCGGCCAUCUUCGGUGCUCACCGACACACUUCGUGCCAGUUCGACUUGUGCCCGGUUUGCCCGGAGCCAGUGGGAGUCCAGGACUCCAGUCGUCGUCGUGCGCUCGUAUGGUUCACGUUGAAUUUACGUCGAUUCAGUGAGUCUCAACUUUCGCGCAAACAUUAUAAUCAGCGAUAUUAAAAUCUAAUUGUACGGAUAGAAUCCAAUUAUCGUCAAUUAUUUGUUCAUCACUAAAGAAAUAUGUGCAGAGAAUUUAGAUUAUUACUUUUAAGUGGCUUCCUGCUAGUGUUCUCCAGCAAUCUCGCUACGGCAACUAUUUCCGCGGAAAAUACAUCCGAUUUCGAGACAGUCCAUACGAGCAACGCGGCUAUCCUAAACCGACUCGGGCUUGCGCCUCUUCAAAUACCCGACGGUCAUCACAAGAAGCGGUUAGCUGGGCCUGAACCACCGGGACUUAGCUCGCAAACGCGUAUACAUCAACCUUACAGUCGUCGUCACGGUCACCGCGACAGUCACAUUUACAUCGUGAAGCUUCCGGCUAGUCCUCCGUACUACACUAUUACGAAGCCUCACAAAUCCGUCAACGAUGAUAAAGUGACCAAGACUGGUCCGAGUUUUCCGGUGGGUUUUCAAGGAAACGGUAAACCUGCCAAGAUUUAUCAUUGGAAUUUACCGGUCGUCAAAAAAGUGACGGAGAAAAAGCGUCUCCAACUGAAUCAAUUAAUGGAUCAGGCGAGGAAGAGACUGGACGAUACGAAGAAACGGCAGAAAACGUCCUCCACGAAAAUUAUAAUGAAUAAAUUUUAUUCUUUCGAUACGAUCGGCAAGAAUAACGAAUAUCAUGUUGGCGAUGAUAAGCUUCAUUCUUACCAAAGGCCACUAACGACAAAACACGUCAGAAAUAACGACAAAAGGCUUACCUAUCCAGACAACAAUAUCAAAUUCAAAUUGACAGAGAAGAAUAGUGACGACUCUGGCAACAAGUUGUAUAGACUGGACGAUUUAAACGUACAUAGGAUCCAUCUCACCAAUGAUUUCCACGGCUCGAAAAACACUGUGCCGAAGAUGAAGAAGCAUCGAAAGAAAGCUGCCAUGUCAUAUUAUGCGCCAAUUUUCACAAAGACGGGUUCUACCAGCAUCCAUAAAAAUUUCCCCGGAAAUGGCAAACCCAAGGCUUUUUACAUUAUGGAAAAAAGUCGCAAACCAGUGUACUAUCAUCCUCUCCUACCUUAAUCCUUGACUCCUCGUGUAAUUGUGCACAAUCAUGUAACGUGUUAAGUGGCCCGUAAGCCUCUGUUAACCUAAGUAGACGUAUAUAAUACUCUGUUUGUAUAGGAUCAGGGGUCGCCGUUCGAAUAGAGACAACGACAAAACGCAGAAGAGAGAAAAAGAAAGAGAGAGAGAAACAGAGACUUUCAGAUUUAUAUCGCAUAUGAUAGUUUUUAUUUAAGGCCACGUGCAUUUUGCUGUCCCAGUUCUGUUAUAGAUGUAUAUCGUUAUCAAUUUUUUUUUUACUUAAAAAAUCUAUCGAUAAGUAAAUAUUACACAAAUGCAAAAGUGUAAAUCUCAUUGUCGUAGUUUGUCGAUAAUUCGUUUUAUAUAUAUAUAUUUAAUUUUAUAUAUACAAUGCUAUAUUGAUAAUUUAAUUCAUUUCACACAUCGCGAAAAAUUGAGAUUGAUAACAUUUACAUUUUUAUUGCUACAUAACUAAAUUUAUGCUUCAAGAGCGACAAGUGAAUGAGCAUAUCAUGUUUUUUUUUUUUUUGGAGUUGUAUUAUAUAUCUAUUGACACAUACACAUACAUAUUAUAUAGAUAUAUAAGUAAUUAUACACACAUAUUGAAUCGUUCGCGUAAAAGUUCGUAAUGAUUUUUAAUUAAUAAUUGAACAUAUCGUAACAUGUCAUGAAGAAAGAGCUAUUUAAUAACAUACAUACAUAUUCUGAGAAGUGAUAUUUUAAUAACACAAAAAUUGUCUAGAUUAACUAAUAAAAAAAGCGUUGUUUUCUUUUAAAGCAAUGCUUAAUCUCAUGUUUUUUUGCAGGAUGCAGCAAAAAUUUGUGCAGCUAGGCUGAAAAAUGUAUUCUACCAUAGAUUGUGCUAGAUGUUUACAAGAUUUAAUAUUCCCCGAUUAUUGUUUAUUUUAAUUUUUGCAGAAUUUUCUUAACAAUAAAAACUUCGAAGCUUGCAAAAUCUAAGAAUUUUUAAGCUGUACUCUAAAAAUGACUACAGGUCGUCAACAAAAACAAUGCAUACGUAAGGAUUAUCUAAAAGAAUAUAUAAAAAAAAUAUGUAAUAUAUAUAUUAUCUUCUAUUCUUUUUUGUAAAAAUUGCUACGAACUUUUCGAAUAAUUCAAUACAAUAAUUAUUUUUUACUUUUGUAUUCUAUAAGAUAUUCUCUCCAAUUAUACGAUCGUUUUUUCUUUCGGUUAUAGGAUAAUCGCGGGUUAUAUUCUCUAUUUUUUCACCACGCAAGCUUUAAACCUUAUCUGAUGCCAAAAGCGAAAAUAUUCAACUUUACAUGUCCCUCGUUCUUAUUUUUAUUCAACUUUAUCGCUAAGCCGCUGGGACAAUUCCUGAAAGAUAAAUAAAUUCGGUUAUUAAGAUCAUAGUUGGUUUCAAACGAUCUUAUAACCGAAGAACACUGCACUGCUAACUUAAAAAGCGCGAUAGUAUUACAUAUUGAGAUUAAUCAAUGUUCCAUGUCCGUUCCACAUUAGAUGACACUAUUUACAUUUGAUAUGAAUAUUGAUUACACUAUUAUUUACUAUAGCGUUUAAAUCAUAUUAUAUAAUAAUUUAGCUUCUUUAUCCAUUUGCUCUUUUAUUUAUAUAAGACUCAUUACAAAAAUGCUAGGAAAUAUUAUAUAUUUCUACUUAUGUAGAUUAGUUCAAACAUGCUACAUGAUGUUGAUCUACUACAAAACUGAGAAGUUAACAUUUUCUCUACAGAGCUUGAGUAUCAAAUAAGUUAGAUUUUAUUCUUGAACGAAUCUCUGAUUAAGCGCAAAGUUUUGCAAUUGAUCGGAUUUUUUCAAACUGCAAGAGAGAGAGAGAGAGAGAAAGAAAUCAGCGAUCGCAUUCCAAAUGUUACUUCCCGCUGAAAGAUCGGCUAUGAUCCUAUAAUCAAAUUCUGUGUCGCUAAGUUAAGUUAAUUAAUUGUUAAUCGCUAAUUAACGCUGUAUAGUAUAUUUUUAUAAGUAUAACACGCGGAUAUACUAUUUCUAUGCGUCCGUCGUUCAUAAUCAUGAUUGAUUGAUAACGUAUAUCGAAUCCUUGAUCAAUAUAACAUGAUUAUAGACGGAUUUUUUAUGAAGACUGGACAAUACAUAUUUUUACGUAAUAUGUAGAUCUACGUGCAUUGACGCGAAAAUCUUUUUAAUUAAAUAUUUUUUUUUCUACGUAUAUUUUUCCGUACAUAUAUCAUAUAAAUCGUAGGUAAGAAUGCUCGAUUGUAAUAAGGUAUUCAAUAUAACGAAUAAAAAUAUUUAUAAUCCUUUGUAUACAGUUUGUAGCGGUGAAUAUUUUUCGAAUACCCAUGUACAUAUAUUUUGUAUUUUUUUAUAUAUGUUUAAUCAAUACAUUAGUGGUUCUUUAAUUGUGGAUAAUAUUCACCGUUAUCGUUAUUUGAUGAAAAAUUCGUAUCUUCUGUCGUGUGCAAAAUGUCAAGUUAUUAAGUAUAUUAUUAAUUUUUAUUUUUUGUAAGGUCAGAUUUACAUUUGAUACUUAAAAAUGAUAGUAUUUCUAACUAUUUUCAAUGUGCUCUAGUAAUUAUAUAUAUUAUAUAUUAGUUCUUCUCGUGAUUUUUUGGCUUGGAAUUUUUUCACAGAUAUUAAAUAGACAAAUCCUCACAAUUCGAGAUAAUUUUACAAACAGAUUAUUUUUCACAUAAACUCUGUGUGAGAUUUUUAAACUCCUUAGUAUUAAUUGAAUUAUAUUAUUUGUGAUAAUAGAAUUUUAUUAAUUAAGAUUUGUAUAAUAAGAUUCUUUUCUGUUCUUAUUUGAAUCAUAGUUUCUUUAAUUAUAAAUUGCGGUGCGCGCAUUAAAGUAUAUUAAUUACGAUUGCGGUAAUUCAACGAAUGUUUUUAUGAUCAUGGCAUGGGAUAAUGAAGUUAGCGAUCAAAUUGCAGCCAUUAAUGAGAACCGGUCUUAUUUCUUUAUUCAUCCUGUUAGCAUAGCAAAGAUCGGAAUUUUUCGCCAAUGCCUAAUCAGGUGUAUAUAAUAUACGUUUAAAAUUAAUAAUUAAUAUACUCUAGCAAUUAUUAUUUUAAAACUUCUAUUUUAUGGGAUUCUUAGUAUUUUUGUAGAUAAUUUUAUUAUUCUUUUCAUAAAACUUGAUUAAUAAGAAAGUUUAUGUGCACAUGAAGAAUAGCAGCAAAUAUAAGAUGAAUGGCUUACUAAUGUUUUAUAUAUAUAUAAUCUAUUAAAUUGCAAUACUCGUUAUAUUUUAGAACCACAAUAAAAACGUGAAUAAGCUUUUGAUCAAUAAGACAGAAACUAAUGAAUCUGCUUAUCUCUGUGUUUAUGGUCCUGUUAGACCGCUUUGUACCUGAAUGAGAACCACUUACAACCCGUUACAACGCAUUUACUUUAAUAUCUGCAAGGAACAGCCGUACUGACGACGAGUUGCUCGCCUCCGAACCACAUUUUUUGGUAAUUGACCAUAUAAAUUUGAAAUACUAAGAAGGACGUCUUUUUUCCGGGCAACUACUUUUACAUUACUCUUGUACCGUUUCACGCGUAACACAAGCAAAAGCAUUUUAUUGCUGAACGAUUACACGGGUAUAUUCAUAUAUAUAUAUACGAAUUUUUUCGUGACCAAAACUCAAUGAUAUUAAACGGAUAAAGCGAGAAUUAUAAACAUCAUUAUGUUGUAUUGCUAAUGUUUUUCUAAGUCUUUUGCGGUAAAAUUAUUAUUGAGCCAUU